AUGGCUUCCUCAUACUCUGCACAGCCCGCCCCCAUGGACGAUCCCGACCAUGGCUGGAAGCCGAACAAACGUCCUCAAUCCACCAUAGCGCGCAACUUCAUGACCGAGCUCGACAGCCUGUUCAAGUUGGAUGGCGGCAUCGAGGACCUCGACCGGACAGUGCAUGAAAAGAAGGCAGCUGUCAGCACCCAGACCAAGGAACUCGAGGCCCUCGAAGCAAGACUGCGCGCUGCCGAAGAGCGUCUCAACCAGGCAAAGGGCAACUCCCCACCAGCCAAGAGCUGCACCCAGCAAACUACCCAGAAAGACGAGGCACAACCACAGGCGCCCGAGAGCCCUCUUGCGCAAAAGACGCCAAACAUGCCAGGUGCGAUUCCACAAAUACCGACCCCUUCAUCGACCACCAGCGCUGACUAUGUCCUCGUAGAGAGGCCAUCUCCUGCUAAACCCGAGGCCGCAUAG
Molecule: messenger RNA, 462 nt
Organism: Bipolaris maydis ATCC 48331
Lineage: Eukaryota; Fungi; Ascomycota; Dothideomycetes; Pleosporales; Pleosporaceae
Source: RefSeq, a predicted model, not a curated record